Molecule: messenger RNA, 849 nt
Organism: Lingula anatina
Lineage: Eukaryota; Metazoa; Brachiopoda; Lingulata; Lingulida; Lingulidae
Product: neuronal pentraxin-1-like
Source: RefSeq, a predicted model, not a curated record
AGAAUAACAUAGAUAUAAGUGACACUUUACACUCGGAUAUACCAGUAGUCAUUCGUCUGUUAAGCGAAACUUAGGCAGAGCUCUAUCAACCAAGAACCAUGCACCUUUUAACAGCGUCUGUUUUACUUAUCACUACUGGUCUGUCCAAUGGCGAUAAAACUACAAUCCUUCGCUUGCCAUCACCACAGACCACAAAGAGCUACGUGAAGCUGCAGGCAGCCACUCCUGCGAUGACCGCCUUGACAGCGUGCCUGAGGGCUAAGACCGCCUUUACUGGAAGUGGAAAUUCACAUUUCCUGUCCUACGCCGCAGGUGGUAUGGACAACGCUUUCCUUUUUGCGUACAAUAGGAAUGGAGCCAUCUACAGCUAUGUAUUUAACUCAAAUAAAGACACAUCCGUGUUUAAAGUCGAUGAUGGGGCUUGGCACCACUGGUGCUUCUCUUGGAACAAUCGAGGUGGGAAGUGGACGGUUUACAAAGAUGGUAUGCCUGCAGCGGCGGGAACUGGCUUCCAAACGGACAAAACCAUACCAGCAAAUGGAGUUUGGAUUGUUGGACAAGAUCAAGAUCGUUUAGGCGGUGGAUUUGACGCUACACAAGCCUAUGUUGGUGACAUCACGAGCAUCAAUGUUUGGAACACCGACAAUGUUAACUUUGCAGCAGUGGCAAACUGUGGCGAUAAUUUUGGAGGAAACGUCAUCUCUUGGUAUGACGUCAGCAAAGAAAUUCACGAAGUGUCCACGUACAGAAAAGAUCUUUGCAAAUUGAAAUAAGAGACACAAAAAAGAAAUUCAAAUAAUGUUUUUCAAAAUUUUGCUUCUCUUUGAAUAAAGGUAUAAUAAAGCAUCA